Molecule: messenger RNA, 2954 nt
Organism: Cheilinus undulatus (humphead wrasse)
Lineage: Eukaryota; Metazoa; Chordata; Actinopteri; Labriformes; Labridae
Product: transmembrane protein 198-like
Exons: 5
Coding region: 294-1295 (333 amino acids)
Cellular component (GO): plasma membrane
Source: RefSeq, a predicted model, not a curated record
UGCAGUCGGACGCUGAGGUUCACAAAGGGAAGCACACAUUCACACUCCUGACAGCUCGCACCAAGUUCACUCUACUGGAGUUUAACAGACGACCACCUGAAGAUCCUUAUUCCCUGAAGAUAUGCCUCAUUCCAGGUGCACAACAGGAAACGGUUUAACACAAGUUCUUCAUUCAGGAGCUUCCUCUCUCCCUGAGCAAAACAUGCGGGACGCCAUGUUUCCCAACCAUCAAUGAACAAAGCCGAUUCCAAAGACAAACAACUGCACAACAAUAGAAGCAAUAAUCCUCCAACAUGGCAGUCACUUCAUUCAAUGUUACUGAGGAGCCAGAAGCUGGAUUAGCUGAGGUGGACAUAUGUGCACUUGAGAUAAAUACCAAGCGGGAAGUCAUCCCAUCUUUUGUCUGUUCCGUUUGCCUCUCACUGGGACUCAUCUACUGCUUUUUUGGUUACCGCUGCUUCAAGAUGGUCAUGUUCUUCUCUGGCUUCAUGUUCAGCUCUGCAGCCAUUCUCCUGUUUUACCACAAGGAGCCUGUGCUGGAUGUGAAGCUAGGAGUAGAGACGAAGGCGGGGAUCGGGCUGGGUGUGGGUGUGCUCUGCGGCCUGAUGACCAUGUUGGUGUCCACGCUGGGACUCCUCUUCAGCGGCCUGCAGCUGGGCAGCCUGCUCUGCCUCCCCCUCCUGGUGGUUCUUGGACAGUUUUACAGCCUCACUCCGGUGUGGGUGCCUCUCAGUGCCUUGUUGGCUGCUGGUAUCGUGGCUGCCGUGUUCACUCUACAGUGGCAGAAACUGUUCACCAUCAUCUACACAUCUGUGCUGGGAGCCACCGCUGUGAUGCUCUGUGUGGAUUACAUGAUGGGAACUUUCAUGCUGCCAGAUCAGGUGUAUGAUCUCCUUUGUCAAGCUGCCCCACAGCAGCUGUGCUGGUUUAACUGGGCCAUCACUGGGAUAUGUCCUGCUUUGAGUCUGAUAGGUGUGUUGGUCCAGUGGAGGUUUACUGCCAGAGGAGCGUCACACAUGGACGAUAAAAAACACAAGAAACAUGUGAAGAAGUACAGAUGCAGAGAAACCAGGGGAAGACCUCGACCAUACCGACAACGUAGACCUCCACUGCUAAAGCGCUAUGCUGGGGACGUCCUGGCACCAAGUUAUCUCCGGAGUCUUCAGGAGCGCCAGAUGGGAACAGGCUCCUCCACCAGCAGCGUCAGCACCAUCACACACAGGCUGAUAGACUUUGAUUAUGAGACGGGCUCCAUGGUGCCUCUGACUUCUGCCUCGCCUGUGUUUAGCUUCUAAAGGAACAAGCAUCUUAUUUUUAACUUUUAAAUAAAGACUCAGUUUAAAUGUUCGCUCUCUACAGAAACAAUUCACCUUGCUGUUAUGAAUCCACUCUAACCAGCUCCUUUGGAUAAUCUUCUGCAUGCAUGAGCUAGGAUUUUAAGACACUUGGAGAUUAUCCUCUUAAUGAUGACAACACAAAAUAAGAAAAACAUGCAGUCAUCAGUGCCCUGAUUACCCUCCUCUUCAACAGUGUAACUCACAAACACUUUGUGUUUCAGUAUUCAGAUGUUUUGUUUUGUACAGCGGCGUGACAAUCUUUGAAUCUACAAUUAUCACUGAAUGUACAUGAGCUUAGUUUGGGUUGUAAAUAAGGAAUGCGUACCAACACGAGCAAUAAAUUAUAUUUUUAAAAAAUCAGAUUAAUAGGAAUUGUUGCACAUAAAAACAAAUAAACUUCCGAUUUGGCAGGAAGAGGAAAGCUUAGCUUUUUUUGGGGUGUUGUCUUAUUUUGAUGUCUGUGGAAGUGGAAUAUUCAAAAAAAUUGUGCAUUUUUUUUUAGGAGGGAAGUGAAUCAGCAGUGGCAUAGUGGCAGCAUGUAAGUGCUUAUAAUGUUUUGGUUCAAGCUAAUAUACACUACCUGACCACUUCAUUCGGUACACCUGUCCAACUGCAAAGAUCAUAAUCAGCAAAUCCAUAUACCAGGAGUUUUUAACUAGUUUUGAAGUAGAUCAAAAUCAAUACUGAUAACUAUAUGUGGCCUAUUUAAGCAAACCAGACUACAAGGAAAUUGAUAAUGUCUGUUUCAUGUCUAUUUUUGUUUAAAUGUUGAUAAUUACAGCUCACAAAAAUCCACUAUCUAGAAAUAUUACAUCACAAAACACCACUUAAAAAAGGAAUUAUAAUACAGAAAUGUUGACCUCCUGGAAAUUCUGUUCGUGUAUGUACUUAGUACUUGGUUGGAGCUUUUUUCACACAAUUUACUCCAUCUAUGCAACGCAGCAUGGAGGUGAUCAGUUUGUGGCCCUGCUGGGUUGUCAUGAAGCCCAGGUUGCCCAGAUUGCAGCAUUCUGCUUAUCUGUAUUGUUGAGUCUGGUGUCUCAUCUUCCUCUAGAGAUUCUCUAUGGGAUUCACGCCAGACCAAUUGACAGACCAAUCAAACACAGUAGUACCAGGGUCAGCAGAACCAGUUUCAGGUUGUUUUAGCUUCACUGUGGGCAGGUGCCAAGUCCUGCUGGAAAUGGAAAUCAGUAUCUCCUUAAAGACUUUCAACAGAUUGAAGCAUGAAGUGCUCUAAAAUCUCCUGCUAGACUGCUGACAGUGUUGACUCUGGACUUGAUAAAGCACAGUAGACCAACAGCAGCGAUGACAUAGCACCCCAAACCUUCACUGACUGGAAACUGAAAACACCGGACUUCAAGCACCUUGGAUUCCAUGCCUUUCAGACCUUCUUUCAGACUCUGCAACCUUGAUUUACCAAUAAAAUAAAAAUGUACUUUCAACUGAAAACAGGAUUUUGGACUACUGAGCAACAGUCCAGAUCUUUUUCUCUUUAGCCCAGGUGAGACGCUGAUGAUGUCUGUGAAUCAGGAGUGAACAAGACACUUGUGGUCCAUUUCCUGGACCUGUCUGUGUGGUGCCUCUUAAUCCACUGACUUCAGCCUCAGUCUACUCCUU